AUGGCUCACGUUACAGUUGAUUGGAAUCCACUUGGAAAGGUAUUUUAUAGGUAAGUGGUUCUUUUCAGAUCAGACAGUCUCCAAGUUCUGGCUCGGCCCAUAAUUAUAAAAUGCUACUUAUUAUUGUUUUAUUAUUCAUUCAAAAUAUUUCCUCCAAGCUGAAGACAUCCUUACCUUUAUGUAAAAUUCCAGUAGUCAAACAUCUGCCUGUUUUUUGCCAGUCCCAGAUUAUGAGGGGAUAUAAUAUUCUUGCUGAUAUUCUUCAAAUGGUAGUUUUCAGUGUUUUUGUUUGUUAUUUCAAAGUUUUUGAGGGAGAAGUUCAGGAAAUUUAAUGAGGUUAAAUAUAGUUACUUAACUUAGUUAACGAUGAGGAGCUCCAGUAGCUUCUCAGUAGUUAGCUUGGCAUUAGCGUGGCAAUGGCGUGGCGUGUCGUUGACGUUUGUUAGGGUUUUAUAUUGGUACGCUUUGGCGAGCUGGCAGUUAUCCUAUGCUCUUUUGUUUUUGCCGGGGUUCAUGUUACUGUGCUAGGCCUGUUGCAGGAUAAUUUCCAGUGCCCCCUGUGUCAGUGGUUUCCAUUGCGAUUUAUGCAUCUGCGUUUGCAAUGAUGUGCUUGUAGUUUUAAAGUGCAUGGUGUUCAGGGUGUUUUGGUCAGUGUUGCUCAGUUUUAGUGUUUUUUCCCCUUCCUCCUUACCCCUUAUUAUUAUUUAUUAGUAUUAUUGUGGUCCUUAUUUCUCCACUGAACUCUCAGUUCAGUGUGAUGGGUGCUUGGGCUGGGGCUGGCUGUGGCUGACGGGGCUCGUAGCUGGGUUGCAGGUAAGGCAGGCUUUUAGGGUGUUCUUGCUUCAGGCAUUAAUCUACCCAUAACAUGUGAAAUCUUCUACCAUUUACUCUUGGUCUUGAACACCAAAACAGCCAAACCAUCACUCUGCUUCUUUGUUUGAUUUCUGUGCAUCCUUUUCCACUUUGGAGGUGUGUCUGACAGAAUGGUUAACACCUUGAACUCCGGAUCUGGAGGUCCAGGGUUCAAUCCUUUUUGAAUGGUUUCAAUCCGUUUCGAAUGGUUUCCUUUGACAAGGAACUUUACACCACUUUGCCUCUCUUCACCCAGGUGUAUUUAACAAUAUUAUUCCUCGAGCCCGAAUAGGCUGUGAGUCAAUAGCGCAUGAGGCCAAAGGCCGAAUGGGCUAUUGACUCAGAGGCCAUGAGGGCGAGAGGAAUAAUUGUUUUAGUAAAAUCCGACUAGUUGGUCAAAACUAUAAAGACAAAAUAACUUUAGCUAGUAUAACGCGAUUCAGUCGCCAUCGUUUUGGUUUUCAAAGCCGGCGCUUUCCGCUACUAGUGGGCUAUAACAUAAAGCCUAGUAGAAGCUCAACCAAUCAGAAUGCAGCAUUGAUCAUAGACCACUAGUUGGAUUUUAUUAAAAAUGGAUACCUGCAAAAUACUGCUAGGGGGUAACCCGCCGAUGGACUAGCAUCUCAUCUAGGGGGGAACAGGGAAUGGCAAGACUCCUAUAGUUAUCCUUCAUGGUAAGGAAGCUGGGAUAAGCUCCAGCCUUUUUGGGCCUUUGGCUUGCGUGCACCUGUAAUCUUUUUUUUACCUUUUCCAGUCUGAGACUUUACUUUUGACAUCAGCCUUUAAAUCAAAGCAAACAUCUUUCAAUUUUGGCAAAUAACCAGCAGGCUCAGGAAAGAAAUACCGGGGCAGCCAUGGAAUUUAAGCCAAUCAGUCAGGGAUGGAGAAAUAUUUUAAAUGUACACACUGUAGCUAUAAUUGAAUUACAGCAGAAGUUUUCUUCGCAAAAUGUGUUUGUCUUGAACAGGAAAGUAGAGCUGUACAGUAUGGAGUGGCAAGAUGCUGUGGAUCUAUCCCGGUUUAUUGUGAGUGCAGCACCUUUUGGUGGUCCAAUAGGUAAGUACAUCAGACUUCUUCUAAGUGUCGUUUAACUUGUACAGGGAGUACAAGUUUCAUUUCCCUCAUUAUUGUAGGGUAAAUAGGACUCACCAUGGUAAACGUUUAAGAGCCAGAAUCAAAGAAAUGCUCUUAACAGCACUGUAAGUUCCGGCAUUAAUUUGUAAGUUACAGUACCUUUCAAAAGUAAGUUGACAGUCCAUUGCGAGUCUCAAUUCUUGACUCAAUUCACGAUUCUCAAUUCCUGCGCGAAUUGAGAAUCGAGAAUUGAAAACAAGCUAUCGAGAAUCGAGUCGAGAAUCAAGUCUCACAGGACAGAAAACAAAAGAUUCACCCAUGACUGAUUUCUCUAAUUUUACAAUUUUGCGGUAUGGUUACAUUCUCACAAGCGACUGUAUGCGUGAAACAAGACCAAUUCAAAUUAUAAAGCGAAUGUUUCUUCAAGGGCAUCUGUAUCAAGCUUCAUUUCCUCUACUAAAGUUUCAAAUACCUGCUCCAAAUGCAAACAAACAGCACGUUUAUUUUGUAACGUCAAAUGAUUCUGGGCUUAAUCGGCCGCUUGGCUUGAUAAAGAUCAGCUGUAACAUACACGUUCGUCCAUAACAUGACUAAUCUUUUGCUCUGAAAUUGUGUUCAUGAUCCUUGAAAACUUUCGCGAAACAAUGGUUUUGAUUCUAAUUUAGCGCUUUCUUAGUUUGAGGUGAUCGCUCGUAAAAUUUGGCCUGCUUUUUUCCGUGAUGGAACAGGAUACGAGUGAACUUUUUCGUUGCCUAGCAGGUGACUGCAGCUACCGUGAUGAAAAAUUGCGCAAGUGGUUUGUAUUAUACGCUACUAAAAAUUGUUUUCAAAGCUCUUGGAGGUUUCUGAACUUUUCUGGCAUGUUUAUUCAAAUCGAAACUUUCAUGUACGCAAUCACGUCCCAUAAAAAGCAAAGGGCAAAAUAUCAAACUGAGAUGCUUUCACGUGCACGUAUCACAAAAACAGCAAUUCUGGUCAAGAGGUCAAGUUACAAGCAGAAUUAAUUAGAAGUAAAGUUUCCAGCAAAAAAACACCCUAACUUUGGACACCGAUGAGCAGACAUUCAACCGCGAUAAUGCUGAUGGGCAUUCACAAACAGGCAAUCGAAAAAAAAUUGGUAAGUAGAAUUCGAAAGGCAAGCUGAAGAACAAAAGCAACAAGACUUUGUUUACAUACCAUCGCGUAUUAAACAUUUAUUUACACAAGCUUCCUUUUAUUUUGGAUUUUAAAAACAAAAGGUCAUGGAUUGCUUUUCAAGUUUAACUAGUGAACUGGCAACUUUUGCUAUUUGAAUGAUGCAAAAUGCCGUUUGAACAAUUUAAAGGUUUCAACACAAAGUAGCACACGAGCCGUGCAAACGAAUGCAAAUUUCCUGAAGAGUUCUCCCCGAGACAGCUGUCAACUGCUAUUUGCAUAGUUCAGGAAUUUCUCACAAGAAUCAAACGCUGAGUAGAGUUUGUUAUUUUAUAGAGUACAAAGACUUUUCUGACGUGAGAGAAGUUAGAAGAUUACUCAAAACUUGAACAAAGGUUGUUACUUGUAGACUCUCACGGCAGUCGAGUAUCAAGAGUAGAGAGUGAGUUACUCAAAACUAAACAAAGGCCGUUCCAGUUUGAUGGGUCUUGCGGGAAUGAAGAAUCGAGAAUUGAGACGCAACAAUUGAGAAUCAAGUCUCGAUUCUCAACUCGAAUCUCUAUUCUCAAUUCUCGCAAGGAUCGAGAAUCAAGUGUCAACUUACUUUUGAAUGGUACUGUAUGUCUAUAUCAGCAAGAAUCCAUUAUACUGUACCAGAAUUUUGUUUCAAUCAACUGUCUGUACAUGUCAAGGGAUUUGGCUGAAAAAGUUUAAAGGAAGAAAACAACUCUUAAGAACAUCUUGCUUUUAAUUAUUAUAUUAGAACAGCUAGUGCAUAAAACAUGCAAUUGAUAAAAGCAGUCCAGCUGUGUUGUAUAUAGAUGCUUAACUGUCAGUAAUAGUUAAAAAAAUAUAUAAUUUAUUGAAGGGCUCCAUGCUAAAUUGCCUAAUGCCCCUGUGGUGUAUUUUUGGGAUGAUUGGGAUUUAAGCACCACGGUAGGUUUGAUCGCUAAUGCACACCAUUGGUAACUCAUGUACUCUUCUACAUACAUGGGGGGUCAUGUAGCAGCUUCUCAGAAUAGAAGUCAUCAAUGGUGCCUAACCCGACCACAAACAAUACUGAAACAAUUGAAAGAAUGAAAUCAUUGUUUUCUGCAACCAAUAAGAAGAGACCUUACGAGCAGCUCCUGCACAACUGUACAUGGGGGUGAGGACGGUACACCUAAAUAUUUACAUGUCCUGCAGCCCCCCACAUUGAGAUUUCCUUUUUGGAGGAAUGGUUUGUAUUUGUUGUAUUUAAAAUUUUCAGCUCUGAUAAGAGAUGACAAGCAUUUUGCUCAAGUCCAAGGAUCAGCUAUUAAUAAACCCAUCAUUCACAUUUUUUCCUCUGCUGGAAAAGAACUUGCCACAGUUAAGGUAUGUGUCUUUUUUGAAGGUCUACUGCUGCUUGUUGUUUAACCUGGGAACACAGACAAGGAGGAGUGUCGACCAGGCCAAGCAGGCUACUUGUUGUUUAAUAUUGACAAAUUUUGUGAAUAUUGUUCUUGGCUAGAAGACUAACUGUCAACUUUUUUUGUUAUUGCUUUGGAAAAGAGCAGGAACUUGUAUUAUCAUAUGGCUGGUUCUGUGAGCAGGAAAGAUGAAGUAAUAUUCUGACUAGUUACUGAAGCAGGCAGAAUGGAUCUAUCUUAGUCCAUCAUUAGUCUGCUUCACAGCCGUUUUUAGUGUUGUCACACAAUGCUCCUACCCACCUCCCUUGUGGGGAGGAGCGUUACGUGACAACGCUAAAAGCAGCACUGAAGAAGACUAGUCCAUCACUGCAUGGGAACAAGAACAAAAGCAAAAAUGUUCUGCUUCUGUAGGCUAUUGAUCAAGUGUUCUUUUUUAUUCUUAGUGGGAUGGAGGCCCCAUAGUUCAGAUGGGAUGGUCCGUCACAGAGGACCUACUUUGCGUAGCUGAUGAUGGUACAGUGAUGGUGUAUGACAUUCAUGGCGCAAUCAAGAAAACCUUGUCAAUGGGACAAGUAAGUGUUAAAUCAUUUUGUGUCAUGAAAAGGCUGAAAAAGAAGACAUGAUGCAUGUAUGUUUGUAAAGCACCACAGCUCGACAACUUCUAGUCAACUUGAAGCUCAUCUUAGCCCAUUGAUGCCAUAUCUUAUGUCAGUAAAUUCUUUAACCACCCCAAGUAAAUAAAUUUUCUGACAAAUUAAAUAAUCAUUAAUUUUUCCAUAACUAUGAGCAAAAUGAAUGUAAUUUAUAAUAUAUUAUCAUCAAAAACAUAAGUCAUAGACUGUUUGCUACUUUAUUACAAAAAUAGAGUAUACUCAUACAUAUACUUUUUGUAGCAAAGGCAUAGCCAUUGAAUAAUAUUACCCAUAUGUCGUGUAUGUUUCAGGUCAAAAUUUCAAUUCAGGUUAAAAGCUUUUAGCCUUGGUUGAUUCUCUAUCUCCUUUGUCCCCUAGUCCUAAUUUAUUCGUGAAUUAACUCUAUGAGACAAAGGAAAUCAAGAAUCAACCUGGAUAUGAUUUUAACCCAUAAUAGACAUUGUAUUUAUGUCGUUUUUGCAUGUGGCCGUAUCAAAUACGUGGCAACUUCAUAGAUCUGGUGCUUUUAAGUUGGGUGCAGGAGACGAAACUCGUAAUUUUUAUCUGUAUUAUUUUGUAGGAUGCCAAAGAAUCCAAAGUUAUUGACUGCAAAACCUAUAAUUUUGCUGGAAGGACUGGCAUAGCUAUCCUGACUAGUAAUUACCACUUUUAUGUUGCAAACAACGUGGAAGAGGUCAGGAGUCGACGGUAUUAUGACCCACCCGGUAAAAAAAAUAAUCAUAAAGUUCAGUGUUUCAGAGAGAUUAAUAAUGUUUUAUUUUGAAGUUACAUGUUCAUCUCACGUGCUUUUGUGAUCCAUAGAACUCAAUAUCCGCUUGUGCCUCACUUUCCUUUUGUGAUAACUUUGAAUUUGAUGAGAGUUAAAGUGUUGUUCAACAGGCAAUAAAGAAAUCUUGUCACGCAUUAUUCCUUGUAGCAUUUGACUGACUUCAAGUGGGCUUGAAUUCUUUACCUUUUUUUUUGCGGCGUGAAUAUUUUUCAGGCUUUCUUCUCUUAAAUAUUUACAAUGAUCUGUCUUAGUUAAAUGUGUAUUUUGCCACAUUUUUCACAAGGAAAACAAUAACUGCUCUCGAUCCCAACUCGUUAAAAUUCUGUCACCUAACUACCUGAGGGCUGUCCCUAUCUGAGAAAACUAGAAAGUCAAAUGGUUUGCAGAUGUCUUUAGAAAGGCAGCACUUUCUGCUUAGCAUUAAAAGACCCCUGCCUAAGUGUUGAUACGGCCGGUGUGUUGAACCAGCGACCUCUCGCUCAGCAGACCGGCGCUUAUCCAGCUGAGCUAACCGGACGGCAAAAAAUGACCAGUUAUGAAUCUUAAGAAACAUAGGACCAGUUAUUUAAACGUAGUUUAACCAGUGUUUAACAAAACCGCGUUCUGAGCCAUUUUUCAAUUUGCCUAACGGUUUUAUCUAAACACCGUUUAUUGUGAAGUGUUUUAUGAAAGCAUUUAGAGUAGAUUAGAAAAGCAUUUAACGCACUAAGGAAGAGAUCUGGAGGUCAGAAGAUUCGUUAAACCCCGGCUUAAAUUAAACUUCGUUUAAAUAACCGACCCAUAAUUUUUUUAACCAGGUUUGGAUGCUCCACCCAGCAGCUGGGUCAUUAUGCCGCAUGACAGAGGUUCAUCGUUGCUAGUGGCAAUUGAUAAUCUGUUAUACCUUACAGAAAAGGGACAGUGUAAUAGACUGGUGAGCUGUAGUAUACAGUAGAACUGCUAUCGUGAUACAUCCUUUUAUAAUCUAGUCCUUUCAAGAUAUCUCCAAGCUCGAGACAUGCUUUUUUGUAUAGUUCCCAUCUUUUUACAACAUCUGCCUUUUCGUCGGCAGUUUCAGGAUUUGAAGAAACGUGUAUCUAGCAGAUAUUCGCACACUGAUUGCAACUCAGCAACGGUGGCGAAAACGUCUCUUAAAAAGAGAAUUCGCGUUGUUUGAAACUUCAUGGCGAUGAAUCCAACUCGCAUAAUUUGUCAAUGCAGGCGAGUCCUGGACGUGUCUAGAAGUUGAAUUCUUAGGCCCUGGUAAGGUAACAUGCGGUGGGUCACCCCGCCUAUCACGUAAACGUGUUCAAAUUAAAGUGAGAGAUUAUAAUUAUGGACAGAAGGGUUACCCCCACCUAAGCGAAAAAGAGAAAAAUUGAUCAUCGUGUUCACUUUUUCGAUAAAACGUGGAAUUAGGAAAUUUCCCGUCUUGAGAAAAUUUGCCAGAAGCGUGAUGCACCUGCAGAGUUAUUGUUUAAAGAAUUUUCGACCGGCUAAAAAAAUUUGACCGGACAUAUCGUUCACCCGCGACCGUUCAAUAUUUUUUGCUGUUCACAAGGAACUUUGAACGGCUAUGCGUCUGAAUUUUCGUACGGUUAAGGUGAUGUUAUAGGAGACGAUGCGUCGCAACACAGCGUUGCAAUGUUGGAACAACGUUGCAACCAUUCGAAACAAUAUCGCAAAAAUGUUGCAACGCCGUGUUGCGGCUUGCGAAAAAUCGUGGUCGCGAAUUCGAGUGAACGUUCGAAUUUUCAGCCGGUCGAAAAUUCGCCCGGUUGCCUUUUUGACUUUCUCUUUGCUGUCGCUGUCUCGACAUCAUAAAUUUCCUCUUGAGUGCCAAGUGUAAGACAGGUUGCUACUUUUUACCAAUCCUGAAUCAGCCACAGGGCGUAGCAAAGCAGUGGGUGCGGGGAGAAGGAAGGAACGGAGGGCAGAAAAUAGAGGGGUGUCUUGAGAUGUCGCAAUGAGAAUAUUGUACAUCUCCGGCUUUAUCAGUGUCACAACUUUAAAUAUGAAAUAGGGAAGUCUCGAUCGUUUAUAAUGUUGACAAAUUUUUCCCUGAACUCACACAAGUGAGUAUGCUCGCCGGCUACUGUUGUUGUUGAAUAGUUUUGAUAUUAUUCAAUUUUCAGACUGUUUCAUUCAGCGCUGGGGCCCCGGUCACUUCCAUCAUAGAAAUGGCCAUAUCUUACAAUUAUGAAUACCUAGCAAUGUUUACAGACACUGGUUUGUUAUGGAUAGGAUCAGCAGAUUUACAGGUGGAUAUAACACUGUCACAUUUGUUCAGCCCGCAAAUUCAGCUAUCAGAGGACGAGUUCCAGUAGCUAGCGCCGAGUUGACUGGGAUUCUUAGAAAAUGAGAACGAGUGGCGGUCUAAUUCAACUGGCAGUACUAACUUUGAUUCUAUACCCAGGUUUGAAGAAGGCGUGUAAAAAGGCUUUUGUUUAUACUACUCAAUUUGAGGUAUCUUUUCUUGUAACAAAUGAAUACAGUAAAAACCCGCAAGUAAGAACCUGAAAAUUAAGAACCUGUUAGCCUGAAAUUUGCCAUUUAUACCCCCUAUAAACAAGAACCUGUUUAGCCUAGAAAAUGAAAAACAGGUUCUUAUUCUUGAAAGUCAUAUUAGUGAAAUGCAGCUGCAAAGCUGUGUAAGAAUCCUGUCUGGCGAAUUAGGAGCUUGGCAUUGCUGUGCAAAUAAAAGUGCUAAUUUAUUGAUUUAAUAAAAAAAUAAAGUGCAAGAGUUUAAUAUUGUUGUAUCACAUUUUGAAGUUGAAAAAUACGCAGAUUACCAUCCUGUUUUGUAGCUUUUUUUUUUUUUUUUUUUUCAGAAAUAAGAACCUAUUUAAGAACCUAAAUAGCCUAAAAUUGUGUUAACUACUAUUUAAAUAAGAACCUGUUUAGGCUAACUCCAGAAAAUGUAGGUUCUUACUCGCGGGUUUUUACUGUACCCGUAAAAUAAAAUCUUUGUAUCCGCCUUAGUUCUCCAUGGUGGGAUUAUCAUCAUUAAUUUAGUUUAGCCACUUCUUCCUCGGAAACCUUGCAAAAACAGUUUCAUGUGAUCGCAAAGUUGAUAUUUAUUGUGUUCAUUUAACUUGUUGACAUCUCCGCAAAGCGAGGAAGCUUAGCAACCCGGGCCGCUAGGCCAGGCUCUGAAGAGCUCAACUUAAGUACACCUGUAUUUGGUAGUUCUUUGAAUUUUGCAGUUAUUGUUGUAUUUCUGUCUUCUUUAGAAAGUCUACUGUGAGUUCAACACUUCUUGUCCAUCAAGACCCAAGCAACUAACCUGGUAAGGAGGGAGCAAUUGUUGUUUCUAGAAUGAAGGCUCUCGUCUUUUAUGACAAAUUCUCGCCCGGUUGGCCGGGCCAUUCUUUUGAAUUCAAACUAAGAGCCCUCGGUGUUUUUCUUUCUUCCGCCACCCAUCUAGCGAUGUGUCGCCACAACGUGUUGCUUCAACUAAUCUCCUGACCUGUACACAGAGAGUAAUCUGUCGCCGACACGUGGUACUACAACUUGUCUCCUUGUGUGUUCCGAUCUAUACUUAUUUCAACUUGCCUUACAGGUGUGCAAUGGGUGCUGUCAUAUGUUACUGGGACGAUUAUUUGGAUGUUAUUGGACCGACAAUGGACACUGUUAGAUAUCCUUUGAUUAACAAGAUCAUUCUUUAUAUCCGACUAGCUUUCCAACUAUUUGCGGGGCAAGCUAUCUAACUGUUAGAGCAUGCUAGAAUUAAAAAUUGUUCUUGUUGUUGUUGUAAAUGUUCUGAAUGUUGGCUUGGCCAAGUUGGUAAUUGUGCUGCCAUGCUGCAAUUAUAUAUUGAUCGUGUUACUAAAAACACCCUUGAUUUGAACUGACAAUUGUUACUAGUGUAGUUUAACUUUUUCUGUUGCUGCCGUAGAAUAUUGGAAAUUUUAAGAUAUGUGUAGUUUUUUCUUUCAUUGAACACGCUAUUGCCAUAUAUUUAACAAUUACUCCACGAGUGCGCGUUGAAUAUGAGUGGAAUAAUUUUUUAUUAAAAACGCCCACAAAAUAUCGUGAAUUCUUCCCGACUUUAUUUGUAAGAACAACCGAUUUUCAAUUUUUGUAUGGUUCAUAUACCAUGAUGGCUAAGCCAAUCUGAGCUCUUUAACUGUAUUAUCCAAUGGUUCAGUUUUAAUAAAUAUGCUUAUGCUACGGAUAGCACACUUUCUUAACAUAUUUCACAUAUCAGAUGGACAGUGCUGUUCAUUUAGUUCAAGAGUUAGAUGGCGUAAGAAUCAUUGGUAACGAGACUCGUGAACUGCUUCAGCGAGUUCCAGGUUGGUAAAUAUGAUUACGUUGAUUGCGGGCGGUUUCUCCUCCUGGCAAAACCUCCCUAGCAAAGAGGAGCAAGGUGAAACGGCUGUAUUAGCAGACUACAAGUGAAAGGUUUCAAUAUGCUCGCAGAUAUUCUGUCUUGUUCUCGAUUCAUAAAGCUAUCGAAAUAUAGCCAAAAAUAAGAAUCCCUGUUGGUGGCCGGUAUGUCCUUGAGAUUGAUUUCUUCUCUACAGACAUUUGAUGCUUUUCCAAAUUACCUUCAUUACCUGUAGGUGCUUAAACCGAAAAAAACUCUCGAGACUGUUGACUUAAACCUUUAGCUCAGUGUGGUCUUGCUGCGGCUCAUGUAUGAUUUUUCAACUUACUUCCCGGAAGCAGAUGGGACUGACUCUACAUUCAGUAUUCCCCCCUCCAAAGAAAAUGGGUACCCUGUUGUCACGAACAAGCAAAAAGCCCUAAACUUUAUUCCAUUGACUUGUUCAAUCGGUUCACGGUCAAGUCGCCCGAAAUCAGGGUCAUGUCGCCCGAUAUCUUGAGUCAUGUCGCUCGAAGUAAACAGCGAUAUUUGCGUCUUUGUUUAACUUCACAUUUGCAUAGGUUACCGGACACAGUUGAGUCAACAUUUUUCGACUAAAUUCCUUGCGAUAUACUUCAGAUGAUACUUUUGUUCAAGUUUAUACACUCGAUAAAAUUUUAGGCGACAUGACUUAGGAUUUCGGGCGACAUUACUCUGGUUUCAGGCGCUAUGACUUCGGGCGAGAUGACUUUCUAGUGACUUGACCGGUUACCGUUCAACCAGAACCACUUCUUAUCACGAAUGUGAAUAAUUAUGUCCGAUACCAGAGCUACUAUUUCUAUUCAUCUUUUAGCUGCUGUGGAACAAGUGUUUAAAAUCGGUUCAAUGUAA
Messenger RNA from Porites lobata, 11055 nucleotides. Lineage: Eukaryota; Metazoa; Cnidaria; Anthozoa; Scleractinia; Poritidae. The record is from the annotation of a GenBank genome assembly.